AUGGCUGAUCUAACCGAGAUCAUGGCAACUUCAAACGACUACAACGAGCUGCUGUUUGCUUGGAAAGGCUGGAGAGACGCCUCGGGAAAGAAAAUGAGGAGCAACUUCAAGAGAUAUGUGGAGUUGAGCAACAAAGCAGCCAGACUGAAUGGGCACGCUGAUACAGGAGCUUUCUGGAGAUCCCUUUAUGAUUCCAAAACUUUCGAAGCAGAUUUAGAGAAUAUUUACAAUGAGUUGAAGCCCUUAUACCUGCACCUGCACGCAUACGUCAGGAGAGCAUUACACAACAAAUAUGGAGACAAAUAUGUCAACCUCAAGGGUCCAAUCCCAGCCCAUCUCUUGGGGAAUAUGUGGGCCCAAUCAUGGAACAAUGUCUUCAAACUGCUGAUCCCUUACCCCAGUGCCAGCCACGUUGAUGCAACGCCUCAAAUGAUUGCCCAGGGUUGGACACCGAUUAAAAUGUUUAACGAAUCAGAUCAAUUCUUCACAUCGCUUGGCCUCAUUCCGAUGCCAAAGGAAUUCUGGGACAAGUCGAUGCUCGUGAAACCAGCUGACAGGGAGGUUGUUUGCCAUGCAUCAGCCUGGGACUUCUUCAACAAGAAAGAUUUCAGGAUUAAACAGUGCACAGUGGUGAACAUGGAAGACCUGAUAACAGUGCACCAUGAAAUGGGCCACGUUCAAUACUUCCUUCAGUACAAAGACCAGCACAUCUCAUUCCGAGAUGGGGCCAACCCUGGGUUUCAUGAGGCCAUUGGUGAUGUGAUGGCUCUGUCGGUAUCCACUCCCAAACAUCUCCACAGCAUCGGGCUCCUCGACAAGGUGGAAAACAACAAAGGUAACAGCAAUCUCUUUCCUGUGGUGUGUCACUGGGCUGUUGGCCACUGGUGGUCAGCUAUAAGAACUGCACGCAGCCAUUUAGCAUUGACUAACGGUGAGGUGUCCCUUCCUAUGUGGGAUCGGAAGGGUAGUCUCAGGGAGCUGAGGGUUAGGGUUCCGAGCAGACUCUCGGGAAAUGGUAAGCCGACGGUAAGCCCAACAUAUGAGCAGAUCCUAAUGACAGGAGUAGGAGGCAGGGGCAGGAAGGAGCUGAGUCAGAAAGGCCAGCCCCCAAGCGGCUGCCUCCGUUGGGCACGGAGAACACCGCAGUGA
Chiloscyllium plagiosum (whitespotted bambooshark) is the source of this 1149-nucleotide messenger RNA. Lineage: Eukaryota; Metazoa; Chordata; Chondrichthyes; Orectolobiformes; Hemiscylliidae. The record is from RefSeq and is a predicted model, not a curated record.